UGCAAGGCCACUCAACCAUGUGCCAGCUGGAGUGAUCUUUAGGCACAAUGUCUUUACCAAGGCUCAUGCACCAGAGCAGCAAUGGCAAUUUGGUGGACUGCUGUGCUGGUCCAGCAUGCGGCUCAUACUCCAUACUCACAGGCAGCUUUUCCGUGGAUGAUAAUAGAAGGAUUCAAAUGCUGGCUGACACUGUGGCUACUUUGCCUCGGGGACGGAAGCAGCUUGCUUUGACGAGAUCAAGUUCUUUAGGUGACUUUGCCUGGUCUCAAAGAAAGCUUGUUACUGUGGAGAAGCAGGAUAAUGGAACAUUUGGAUUUGAAAUUCAGACUUACAGGCUCCAGAACCAGAACACCUGCGCCUCAGAGCCGUGCACUCUGAUCUGCAAAAUCCAGGAGGGCAGCCCAGCGCACUGUGCCGGCCUGCAAGCCGGUGAUGUCCUUGCAAAUAUCAAUGGUGUGGGCACAGAAGGCUUUACCCACAAGCAAGUUGUUGACCUGAUCAGAUCGUCAGGAAACCUGCUAACGAUAGAGACUCUUAAUGGAACAGCAAUUCUCAAGAAAGCCGAGCUUGAAGCAAAGCUGCAAGUUUUAAAGCAAACCUUGAAGAAGAAAUGGGUGGAGCUCAGAACUCUGCAGUUACAGGAACAGCGCCUGCUUCAUGGUGAUGCAGCUAACUGCCCAAGUUUGGAAAACAUGGACAUAGAUGAAUCAGUUUUGUUUGGAACCCUGCCUGGGGCUGGUUCAGCCCUCCCAGACCGGAAUCGAUUAUCCAGUGAGAGCAGCUGUAAGAGCUGGCUGAGCUCCAUGACAAUGGACAGCGAGGAUGGCUACCAGACAUGGGUGUCUGAGGACUCGAGCAAGGGAGCCUUCAGCCGACAGACAAGCACCGAUGAUGAGUGCUUUGUCCUCAAGGAUGGGGACGAUUUUCUGAAGAAGUCAUCUUCCAGGAACCGAAGCAUCAGUACGGCCAGCAGUGGGUCCAUGUCUCCCAUGUGGGAGAGCAACUUCUCAAGCAUGUUUGGGACUCUGCCCCGAAAAAGCAGAAGGGGGAGUGUCCGGAAACAACUCUUGAAAUUCAUCCCUGGCCUUCACCGCCCUGUGGAAGAGGAAGAGAGUCGCUUUUGAUGGGUUGGGAUGCCCCUUCCUAUGAGCGUAUUUCAUAAAUAUUUCUAGACUUGUUUAGAUCAACUCCACCCAGCUUAGUGGGAAAGUGCAAAUGAAUUGCAAAACUGACAUCCCAUUUUAUGGCAAUAGUGACCUUUAUUUAAAGUUUUUCUAUCGUGUUGUUGUUUUUCCCCCUGCAUCUUAAUGUUUUAACUUAGAACAGCUGAAGUUCUAAGCAGACAGUAAGGAAAUAAAGUUGUAAGUUAGAUAAUAUAACAAAUUAACAAAUAUACUUGCUAAUGCUAAUGCUGCCUGUGAAGGCAAGCGUAAUAUUUAUUUUGUAGGUUAUCCAUGUGAAAAAUUGAGAACUUUGGAGUCCAGUGUAAAUAAGAGAGUGACAAUAUAAUUAUUUGGAAUACCUUCUGUAGGUAAAUAAGUAGGUAUCAAAACUUGAUGUUAGCUUAGGCUCAGUAACCUCUUGGGAGGUUUAAAAAUAGGCAAUUUUGAAUGUUUCUGUUAAAAUCUCUGAAGAAUUAUAAACAAAGAUGACCAUCAGCCAUUUUUUACAUCUACAGUGACAGUAAAGCGGGAAGUAUAAGAUUUAAUAUGAGGGUUUAAGCUUCAUGAGACCCAUGGAAAGAUAUUGUCUAAGGUGGGUACUGAGAAAUAUUAUAAUAAGUUUGGUGUGUUUUUUUUUUAUAGGCAGCCUAAACAAAAUGGGUGGAAAUGUUAUUCUUACUUGAUUCAUUUUUUAUUCCAUCUAAAUAUUGAACUGGCAAGAUUUUAUAGCUUUGUAAUUUUUUUAAAGAAAUCUAAAAUUUGAAAAACUAGAUUCAGGAAAAGGAUUUUCCUCCUGUAGAUCCAUACCACUCCUUACAUUAUGUUAUAUAUUUUAAAUAGUUAUUGCCUUGGCACCCUUUAGCCUAUUCGUUAUGUUAGUAUCACAUUAUGUCUAGCCAUUCAAUUGCAUUUUUAUUCAACGCCCAUUAAAGUCCAUAAUUUUUCUCUUCUGGUGAUACAGCUGCUCACUGCCUCUAUUCUAGAGUAAAUAACCCCAACAAUAUAAUAAAUAGCCCUUACUGAUUUUAAGGUGUGUGUGUG
Molecule: messenger RNA, 2204 nt
Organism: Eptesicus fuscus (big brown bat)
Lineage: Eukaryota; Metazoa; Chordata; Mammalia; Chiroptera; Vespertilionidae
Gene: CYTIP
Product: cytohesin 1 interacting protein
Exons: 8
Coding region: 48-1124 (358 amino acids)
Biological process (GO): regulation of cell adhesion
Cellular component (GO): cell cortex
Molecular function (GO): protein binding
Source: RefSeq, a predicted model, not a curated record